Impatiens glandulifera is the source of this 2154-nucleotide messenger RNA. RefSeq names its product F-box/LRR-repeat protein 17-like. NCBI's taxonomy places the organism in Eukaryota, Viridiplantae, Streptophyta, Magnoliopsida, Ericales, Balsaminaceae. Bases 142 to 1956 code for a protein of 604 amino acids. Gene Ontology annotation, molecular function: protein binding. The record is from RefSeq and is a predicted model, not a curated record. The transcript has 12 exons.
UCAUUUCUCUCUCUUCUUUCUCUCUCUUAAACUCCAUAUAUACAGUGAUUUUCUUCAUGAUUUCAUCUCCUUUUCAAUUUUCAUGUUGAAUUGAUUCUGUAUUCGUCACUGUUUACUGUUUGAAAGAUCUAAAUCCAGCGGAUGCAAGGAAAUCAAUUUCAUCCAAUCACAAAUGGCGCAUCUUCUCCCGCCGGAGCUUACAUUUCCGAUCUUUCUCAGAUCAAACGAGGUAAGAAACGCGGGAGUUACAACUGUGGUAGAUGUGGACUACCUAAAAAAGGUCAUGUAUGUGAUAUUCAAUCUACAUUCGCUACUCCAACGGAAUCUAGUUCGUCAAUUGCAGAGACUGAAUCUCCUAUUCCUUUAUCCAUAAUCAGACAACCUACGCCUGGACAGGGACAGGGACAGGGAAACACUCAUCUUCGUCGCGCUCUGUCGUUUGACGAAGUUGAUGUUAUCGAUUCUGACCAUGAGGAUGAGUAUGAUGAGACUGAACUGGAUUUGGUGGAGGAUGUUGCUGGAUUGCCUAUGAAUUGUUUAUGGGAGGUUUUGAGUAGAUUGCCACCGACUUCUUUGUUAUCCGCGGCGAAUGUUUGUAAGGGUUGGAGAGAUACGUCGAUGAAGAUUUGGAAGGCGGCUUUGGAAUUGAGACUUAAGGUUCCGGCGAGAGGGGAGGUUGGAUUUGUUGGUUCAGUAUUGAAGAAAUGCCCUAGACUUGUUAGACUUUCUCUUAGCUUAGAAAGUGAUGUGGAUGCAACCAUUUUAGCUUGUAUUGCUUUUUCAUGCCCUAAGUUGGAGUUAUUGGAGAUUCAUACAUCAAGUAACUCUGUCAAUCGGAUAACUGGUGAUGAAUUGGGGCGAUUUGUAGCAGACAAAAGAUGUCUUACUACCCUUAAGAUGGAAGGAUGUACUAACUUAACUAGCUUUGUACUAUCUUCAUCAAGUCUUUCUACUAUAUGGCUUUCUGAUCUUCAUUCACUUUCUAAGAUGGUUUUCUAUUGUCCAAAUUUGAAGGAAAUUUCCUUGGAUUUUUCGCGACAAGAAAAUGAUACUACUGAUCUUACUACUAUGGUUGAUGGGCUUGGAAGAAACUGCCCAAGAUUACAGAACAUACACAUUUCAUCAGUCCGGCUUUCUAAUGCUGUUGUACUUGCUCUUGCUGCUGUGAACUUGAGGGGGUUGCGAAUGCUUUCUUUGGUACUUGGAUCAGAAAUCACUGAUGCAUCAGUUGCUGCAAUUGCUUCUAGCUACUCAAACCUUGAAUUACUUGACCUUAGUGGGUCUAGCAUAAGCGACAGUGGUAUUGGAAUAAUUUGCAAUGUUUUCCCUGAUAAAUUGACUAGACUUCUUCUUGCACUGUGCCCUAACAUUACAUCAAGUGGAAUUCAAUUUGCAACUGCUCAACUCCCUCUUUUGGAACUUAUGGAUUGUGGGAUGGCAUUAUGCAACCCAAGUUCUGAAGACGAAUCUUCCGAAAAAGGCACUGAUUGUGAGUCUCAGAAAACUCCUAAUAGCAAGUUGCACAAUGUGUACCAAAAGUUAAUAAUCAAACAUAGUCAUCUAAAGAAGCUGAGUUUAUGGGGAUGUUCUGGCUUGGAUGCCUUGUUUUUGAACUGCCCAGAACUGAGUGAACUGAACCUUAACUCUUGUACAAAUUUACAGCCAGAGAGAUUGCUUCUUCACUGUUCUAAUUUGGAAAGUGUACAUGCAUUGGGCUGCAAAGAUAAAUUGAUUCAAGCUAUUCAAGAUCAGGUCUUUCGAAAGUUCUCUGCAAUAGAAAAUUAUUUUCCAGCCAAACGCUUAGCUGAUGGUUCCAAGAGGAUUCGCGUACCUCAUUUUGUCAAUGAGCAGGAUCCAGACAUCUGUACAAGUUUAUCUGACAAAGAAACAUGUUAUCUGAUGAAGAUGACGAAAUGGAAAGAAGGGUUCGUCAAAGGAGGUGUGCUGUGGAAGUAGAAUGACCAAAAGAUGAAUUUAAGAAUUUUGUUUCUUGUAACUUCUGAUGAUUCUUGUUGUUGACUGUACAAGUUCUUGUUUGUUGUUUACAAUUGGUAGUAAUAUUAUUUACAAAAUAUUAAUCAUCUCUAGAAUUCUCUAGAGGUAUGUGAAUGGGAUGAUUAUGAACAUUACUUAUUCUUUUCACUUUUAAUUACA